AUGCUCAGCCAGCAUCAUUACCGGAUAGUCAACUUGGAGCAACGUUUACAGGCCAUGGAAGAAGCCUUUGGAACUGCUAAACAGCCUAAUCAAGACGGAAUUGAUCGAACAGCUAACAGUUCCAUAUUGAGAUCAGCAAGAGCUUUACGAGUUGAAAGAGAUUGUGGAUGUCCUCCAGGACCCAAAGGAGAUCCAGGACCACCCGGACCACCUGGACCACGAUGGACUCCGAAUCGGCGAAAGCAAAGUCGAACUGCCUAUCAGCUGGAUGCCCGUUUGGAACGUAGAAUGAGAGCCUUAGGCAUGGUUUAUACUCCGGAUGGACAAGCAAUUCAAGUUCAAGGAUUACAAGGACCACCUGGACCACCCGGACCAAUUGGUUUAGAUGGCCCUAGAGGUCUUCCGGGUGCGCCAGGAGCUAAGGGUGAACGCGGUGAGAGAGGACCUAUCGGUCCUCCUGGAUUCCCCGGGCCCAAAGGUGAACGCGGAACUACAGGUGGAGGACAUGUCAACCCUAACUCACAAAUGCAGCUUCAUGGACAUCCAGCAGGUCCUAUGAUUUUGCAAGGACCACCUGGACCACCGGGCCCACCCGGAGUACCAGGUCCAGCCGGGAAAGAUGGCAGACCAGGAAUGAAAGGAGAUCGUGGUUUACCUGGCUUUGACGGUGAAUCUAAAGUUGGCCCAAGAGGAGAACCAGGAGAACCGGGAAGAGAUGGAAUGCCUGGAUUACGUGGCCCACCUGGAGAACGUGGACAAAAGGGUGAAGCAGCCGUCUCGUACAGUAGAAGUUAUCCGUUAGCGCAACAACAUGUUGUUGCUGGACCACCGGGACCACCGGGUCCUCCCGGUCCAUCGGGACCAAUGGGUCCCGUUGGACUGACUGGAACAGGGUUACCCGGCUUGCCCGGAACUCCAGGAAGACCAGGACAACAGGGAGAGAAGGGAGAACGUGGAGAUCAAGGAAUGCCGGGUGAAAAAGGAAUUCCCGGAAGACCAGGAGUUCAAACUGGAGCAACAGCAGAAAAUACCAAGAUCUUGAUGGGACCACCUGGGCCUCCAGGAAGAGAUGGAAAGAAUGGCGAAAAGGGAGAGAAGGGAGAUCCAGGAGAGCCCGGACCAAUCGGGCCAAUGGGACCAGAAGGCCCUAUGGGUAAAAGAGGACGUCGGGGCCGACCAGGCAAUUUCUCAAUCGAAGAGGAUCCUCAUCUUAUUCAAAAGAUUGUCCAUCUUAUUCACAAACAUAUGCCUGAUUCGAAAAUGAAACAUGGACCUCCUGGCCUUCCAGGCCCCGUCGGACCUACUGGUCCUCAGGGUCGCGAUGGCCCCAGAGGACCACAAGGUCUUCCUGGGCAUGCCGGAGAAAAGGGUGAAAGGGGUGAUAUUGGACCACCAGGGCUACCCGGACAACCUGGAUCUAACAGUGAAAGUGGUAUUGGAGCUAGUGUCAUGGGUCCUCGUGGUCCACCAGGAUUACCUGGAAACCCAGGACCUAAGGGAGAAGAUGGUAUGCCUGGUCAACCUGGCUCAUUAGGAUUACCAGGACCUCCAGGCCCAAUAGGACCACGUGGUUCUGCCGGAGAAGGCAAACCGGGAAAGCCUGGCCCAAUCGGACCAAAAGGUGAUAUCGGACCAAUGGGACCAUCUGGAGUUCCUGGACUUCCUGGACCUAUUGGAGAUCGUGGUGAUCGUGGAGAACGCGGCUAUCCAGGAGAAAAAGGAGAUCAGGGUAUUCCUGGAUUAGAUGCACCUUGUCCCACAGGCCCAGACGGACUGCCACUACCCUACUGCUCUUGGAAACCAAUGGAGGGCAAGGGCAGCGACACUUGGGAGCGACGAAAGUGA
This is a messenger RNA of Auanema sp. JU1783, 1845 nucleotides long. The record is from the annotation of a GenBank genome assembly. NCBI's taxonomy places the organism in Eukaryota, Metazoa, Nematoda, Chromadorea, Rhabditida, Rhabditidae.